This is a messenger RNA of Lolium perenne, 1298 nucleotides long. NCBI's taxonomy places the organism in Eukaryota, Viridiplantae, Streptophyta, Magnoliopsida, Poales, Poaceae. The record is from RefSeq and is a predicted model, not a curated record.
GGUUGGAGCAAGGCCGCUGGUGGAGGGCGCCGGAGCGGGGUAUCAAGGCCGCAAGGACGCGACGGCCGCGCCGGUGAAGGACGAGCCGCCGGAGAACCGCAGCGCUUCCAACCUCGCCGGAGUAUCUCGUCGCUGCCGCCCCCAGGGAGCUGGUUCAUAAUAGGCGAAAAUGGUCAUGCUCAUUGAUAUCAACUCAACUCCUCCAGAAGAGGAGGAUGAUGUCGGGAGGGUUCUGGAUCUGAACUUCAGUCCACAUACUCCACAAGAACAAGAACAAGCUGCUCAGCCAGGUCACAUUCCAGACGAACAAGAACAAGAACAAGCUGCGGAGCUAGAACAGAAUCCAGAACAAGAACAAGAACAAGAUGUGGAGCUAAACCAGAAUCCAGAAGAAGAACGUAAUUUGCACCGGCGUCGUAAGGAUGUGCCAGAGAGAAGCAAAUUUGCCUCAUAUAUUGCAUUGAAAGCUUUAGGCAAAGAUAGACCUGUUGUGAAGGCAGAUAAAGAAAAUGUGGCUCAACUCUUGGGAAUAAGUCUUCGGUCAGUCGAGAAGACAUGGAAGAAGGCAAUGGAUCAAGAGGCCAGGAAUGAAGUGGUUGAUUUCUCCAAUAAUCAGAAGAUGUGUGGAAGAAAGAGGAGAGAGCUUAAUCUGGAUGAAAGGGUUCCUCAAGUUCCAUUGAACCAAAGGGGUACACUGAGGGCGCUGGCAAGGUCCCUUGGUGUCCCUUUCUCAACACUACAAAGACGGUUGGCAUGGGGCGAUUUAAGGCGCCAUACUAAUAGUCUGAAGCCAUAUCUAUCUUUGUAAAAUAGACUAAGAAGACUGCUAUAUUGCAUCUCAAUGAUAGAUGAACCAUCAAUAACAGAUGCAAAGGUUAUCUUCAAAAUGAUGGGGAACAUAAUGCAUAUGGAUGAAAAAUGGUUUGAUAUGACAAAGCGCAAUCGAACAUAUUACCUAACUCCAGAAGAACCGGAUCCAGUUCGCACUAUCCAUAACCAUAACAACAUCGGUAAGGUGAUGUUCCUAACUCUGGUUGCAAGACCAAGAUUUGAUGCACAAGGUAAUAUGACAUUUGACGGAAAGGUCGGAAUUUGGGCUUUUGUCAUAGAGGAUGUGGCCAAGUACAACUCAAAGUAUCAAACAAAAGGCGAUUUGAUGCUAAAGAAUCUCAAUGUUACUAGAGAGGUGAUGCGGGAAUACCUCUGUGAGAAGGUAAUUCCAGCAAUUGUUGAAGUAUGGCCCGACGAUGGAGACGUGGGAACCAUAUGGAUACAACAGGACAAUGCAAGAACACAUG